Messenger RNA from Bemisia tabaci, 2087 nucleotides. The record is from RefSeq and is a predicted model, not a curated record. NCBI's taxonomy places the organism in Eukaryota, Metazoa, Arthropoda, Insecta, Hemiptera, Aleyrodidae.
AAUACAGAUGACGAUUUUGCAAAAAGGCUCGGUUUUGUUGGUUUCAACGGUGAUCUGGAGUGAGAUUUUCGUGUGCCUCUCAUCACCGUCGUCACCUACUGUGCGGACGAAAAAUGGGUGGGUCAUCGGGACCACAACCACAACAAGAAUGGGUCGGAGGGUUGAUGCGUUUCGGGGCAUCCCUUUCGCAAAACCACCCGUAGGCUCACUCAGAUUUCAGGACCCAGAGCCUGCGGAAGCUAUAAAUGGAACCUUCCACGCGACUGAAGACGGCCCGGAGUGUGUCCAAAGGGCUAACAAUGAUCUUUCCCAGCCUCUUCAAGUGACGGGCGACGAGGAUUGCUUGCGACUCAAUGUUUACAGACCGAGUGUGCGUUAUUUUUUUGAUGGUAUGAAGGAUGACAUCAAUAGUUACUACAAUACGCAAACUCAAAGUUCGACGCAAACUUACAGUUCGCAGGGUGAAAAUGAUGAAGGUGAUGGUGGUAGGGCCUACUCGAAUCUACCAGUGUUGGUUUUCAUACACGGCGGGGGUUGGACCACGGGUUCGGACCAAAUGGACCUUUACGGACCUCACUACCUUCUGGAUUCCAGAUACGAUUUUAUUCUUGUAAUAUUCAAUUACAGGCUCGACGUUUUCGGGUUUUACUGUUCGGGUGACAAAGAAGCACCAGGAAAUUUCGGUUUGAAGGACCAAGUUUUAGCCUUGAAAUGGGUGAAGGAGAACAUCCGGGACUAUGGAGGCGAUCCUAAUAAUGUUACCAUUUUCGGUGAAAGUGUCGGUGGCGUGAGCGUCCACACUUUAUUUUUCGCUAGGUCGGCACAAGGGCUGUUCCAGAAAGGGAUCUCAAUAUCCGGGACGGUGGCUAUGCCAGUGGCCCAUUUGCCGGUGGCGUUCGUAAACUCGGCAACAGAGCGACUCGGCGAGAGAUUCAACUGUCCUUUGGAAAAUUCUUCUGCUCUUCUGGCGUGCAUGCAGGAGGUUCCUGCCUACGAGCUCAUCGAACAACAGCUCAACACAUCUCCGCCCGGUUACCCACCGUUCCUGGUGAUGACGUGGGUUCCAGUGUUGGACUACAAUAUCACCGCGGAUCCAUUCUUUCUCUCGAAUCUGACUGAGAUGCUCAGCCAACCCAACUUCACAUGGAUCAACGGUGCCACAACUUACGACGGUUCUUACUUUACCGGCCAUAUUUACGGGUAUCCGAAAUUCGUUGAGCAAAUCAAAGCUAAUCCAGAACGGUAUCUACCGCAGCUACUGUUUCUACCACAGUACAUACCUGAAGAGGACGUCCCAAAAUGCAUGGCCAGAAUUUCCGACUUCUACUUUGGUUUCCCGCCGCAAGUUACUCAAAAGUCACUCACAAUUCUGAUGACCGAUGCGUAUUUCUACCAGCCUGUGAUACAAACGUCACCGCUCAACGGAGGACCAACAUACGCCUACCAAUAUGCAUUCCCUUACCGUCAUUCAACUUGGAACAACGUCUACGGUCCAAGAGACGUCAUCACAGAGAAACCUGGCCAUUCAGACAUCUUGCUAAACUUUUUUGAAACUUCUAAAUACUUUAAUCGGUCAACAGACACCCAGACUGAAGUAGAUGUUUCAGAGAGACUUGUCGACCUCUUCACUAGUUUCCUAAUCUUUGAGGGACCCACCCAGGAGAAUGUGACUUGGACCACUGUAGGAUCAGAGCAGAAUUUCACUUACGAGUAUUUAGACAAACAAUUCACUGAGCGACAAAAUCCGUAUCCGGACAGAACCGAAUUUUGGAGACACCUCCGUUCUGACUUUCCCGGGCUAUACUAAAAAAAAUUACUCACUUGUUAAUAAAUUAAUUAAUUAUUGUAUGAGAAAAAUUAAGGCUGUGUUGGAAAUAUUUAUUCACUAUCGCAGAAGAAAUCGAGGCACGGCGAAAUUCGCAAUUUCACAAUAGUCACGCGAUAGUGUUACGUGGUUUUGCACUUUAGCCAUCAAUCUGAACCUCUCACGCAACCACGCACCGCAGCACUAUUGUGCAAAAGAAAAAAUGAGAGUUUAAGAAAAUUUGAUUCAAUGUAGUAUUUCAUUAUUCAAAAAUCAUCUCCUU